Lactuca virosa is the source of this 1161-nucleotide messenger RNA. NCBI's taxonomy places the organism in Eukaryota, Viridiplantae, Streptophyta, Magnoliopsida, Asterales, Asteraceae. The record is from the annotation of a GenBank genome assembly.
AUGGCUAUGAAGCCAUUAACAAUUCAAAAAGCAGUGCUACUCACUAUAUGCCUAGUCCUAUUUAGUGUGUCAACAAUAGCCACAAAAAAGGCAGCGAGUAAACCCAUGCAGCCCGUUUUCAUAUUUGGUGAUUCAACAGUGGAUGUUGGCACAAACAACCACCUCAAAAACUGCACCGCAAGAGCCAAUCACCCAUAUUAUGGGAUCGAUUAUCUACAGUCGAAACCAACUGGAAGGUUUAGCAAUGGACAAAACGCUGCUGACACUAUUGUAACACUUUUGGGUGGCUACAAACAUAGUCCGCCUCCAUUUCUUGCACUCCUUAAAAAUAGUUCCAACUUUACCGGAAAAAUUCUUCAUGGGGUGAACUUUGCUUCGGGAGGUUGUGGCCUUGAUAAAGAAACAGGGAAAGAUCCUUACGGGGUAGUUGUAUCUUUGGAAGAGCAAAUCCAACAAUUUGCAACUAUUAAAGGCAACAUGACCGCAAUACUAGGUGAGUCAAAUGGUCAACUUUUGCUUCAAGGUUCAAUGUACAUCAUGAGUAUUGGAAGUAACGACAUCAUGUCCUACAUAUUCACUCAUCCUGUAACUCCCGAGCUUUUCAUCGCCAACCUUACAGCCACAUAUGCCAUUCAUCUAAAGAACUUAUAUAGUCUAGGGGCAAGAAAGUUUGGAGUAAUAAGUGUUCCACCAAUUGGAUGUUGUCCAAUUGCCCGUUCAUUCUCUCCCGUUGGUGAUUGUGCAAAGGAGCCCAACGACUUGGCUAUUGCGUUCUAUACACCACUUGAAUCCCUUUUGAAAAACUUGAGCUCUACACUUGAAGGAUUCAAGUAUUCGCUUGGGAAUGCAUACAAUAUGACUAUGAAUAUCAUUGAAAAACCAAUUGCGUAUUUCUCAUCUAAAACCUCAUUCUCUCCCCUGUUCUUCCUCCAUCUCUCCCCUCCGCAUCAAAUGACAAAACCUCUGCCUCGCCUACCUGUUACAUCACAUCACAUCAUAAGAUACUCCACCACCCCCAAAAUCACCACCACCAUCUUCGUUGGAGACAAACUCCCCGAUCGCUGGUUGUUUCAAGGUGGCGUCAAUGUGGAUACCUACGAAUCUUGGAAUGUGAUUAGCGUUGAAGCAGCAUCCAUUUUUUUCUCAGGAAAUCAAUGGUGA